AUGACGCAGCCCUCCCUCACGGAGGACGAGCUGGAUGAUGCUCUUGGCCUCGCCAUCCGUGCCGCAAACACGGCCGCCUUCAUCAUCAACAGCGCUAUCGACGAGAGGACAAACAGCAUCGUCGAGGCGCAGACACGAAACCACCCGAACGAUCUCAUGACGCAGUACGAAAAGCAGUGCAAGGAGGAGGUGCUGAACAUCCUACGCGUGGGCACUCCUUCGUAUGCUAUUCUGAGCGACGGCAUGCACAGCGAGGCGGUGCUCGGUGACGGCCCCACGUGGAUUGUUGGCCCGAUUGACGGCACCAUCAGCUUCGAGCACGGCCUCUUCGACUUCUGCGUCUCCAUCGCGUUAGCCCUUCGCAAGGAACCGAUACUGGGUGUCGUCUGCGCGCCACGCCUGCAGGAGGUCUUCACCGCCGUCAAGAACCGCGGCGCCUUCAGCAACGGCCAGCGCAUUCACGUCUCGCUGGUCCAUUCGUUGAAGCAGAGCGUUGUGCUGCUGCACCAAAACUGCACCCGCAGCGACGUUGCCGUGAAAAGCAUGACGGCGAUGCAGGCGGAGCUGGCAAAGCUGCCCGUGCAAGGGCUGCGGUGCAACGGGUCUGCAGCGCUGGACAUGUGCCUUGUCGCGGCUGGACGAGCGGAACUGUUUUGGGAAGCUGGCGUGAACCCGUGGAAUGUGGCGGCAGGCGUGAUCAUCGUACGUGAGGCAGGCGGCAUUGUGCAUGAUGUCGAGAACACCGACGGCUUCGACCUCACCCGACGCGGCGUGUGCUGCGGAUGCUCUCUGGAUGUGACCAAGCAUGGCGUCGAGCUGAGCCUCAAGCACAACUACUGUAGCUCGGUGUUGAACACGUCAUCUUGA
Molecule: messenger RNA, 867 nt
Organism: Leishmania mexicana MHOM/GT/2001/U1103
Lineage: Eukaryota; Euglenozoa; Kinetoplastea; Trypanosomatida; Trypanosomatidae
Product: putative myo-inositol-1(or 4)-monophosphatase 1
Exons: 1
Coding region: 1-867 (288 amino acids)
Biological process (GO): signal transduction; inositol metabolic process
Molecular function (GO): inositol monophosphate 1-phosphatase activity
Source: RefSeq, a predicted model, not a curated record